AUGCAUAGUCCUGAGAAUAUGUCGUAUGGAUUUCUAAAAGAAAACAUCGAAAAACAAAAUCGUCGGUCAAACUUUCUCCACUUUGAAACAUUCCGAACUAACAUCAAUCGUGUGCCAAUCACCACCAAAUUUUGGAGCAAAUAUGACUCGAAGGUUGAAGAUUUAGACGAAGAAAAGUUCCAAAACUACAUUCAUCAAAUUGAAAAGUCCAUUAAUGAAACACCAAAAACCAAAUACACGGAACCAAUGAUUGAGAGUCAUAAGUACGGAUGGAUAACUGAAUCUGUUUUUAAAUAUGAUGCACGUGACAAGGAACUCAUGCACCACCCACACGUAUAUGGAGACAUAACGAGAAUUGGUGAGAAAAUUGCUGCUGAAAAAGUUACGCAACGAUCAAAAUUUUCUGGUGUUCCAUUCAAGAUGUCAUAA
Clunio marinus is the source of this 429-nucleotide messenger RNA. NCBI's taxonomy places the organism in Eukaryota, Metazoa, Arthropoda, Insecta, Diptera, Chironomidae. The record is from the annotation of a GenBank genome assembly.